AUGGCGACCAGGACAGAUCCUAGCCACACCAACUUCACAGUAUUCAUUCGCUUACCAUUCCCCAGGGGUGACUUUGUUGAUCCACCGCCCGUGGAAUGGGAUGCAGCGAAAGAGCAAGCAUUAUGGGACAUUCUGUCCCGGCCUUCAAAGGGAGAUAUAGACUGGAAAGACUUGUAUCUAUACCCCGGCCUCCCGGUUACUCCCGCUGCAGAUUGCAUAAAGCUAACGUUAGAUCUCUACAGGGCAGAACACUUUGAUGUCACUUUUCAAUUUCUACUCCAACAAGCAGCAUGGCUAUAUGACAGACAGCUGUCCCAGGUCCGAGCGCAGAUGCGGAGGGUACCUCCAGUCCAAUCGAGCUCGUCAUCGCCAGCACCAGGCUCUGUGUCAGGGAGUACAGCCUUGAGCGGACAGCCACAAAAGGGGCAUGCCCCUAGUGGAUCUCGAGCUCCAUCCCGACAAGUCUCCCAUCAGAAGGAAAUCUCUCAGCAAGUCCCCAUAGCGCCCAGUGACCGCCGUAGAAGCUCUACAUCCACGACUACCGUCAACCAAGCUCGCCAUUCGCGAGACUCCUCUCGUAACGAAGCGCCCACGGAAGGCAGAGAACAGCGCUGGGAGAACUUUGUGCGACGGCCAUCUGUUACCAGACGGGAACAGCCAUCGACAACCUCUUUCCCGCGGUCCCCAACACUCGCAGAAGAGGAUCUCAGCUCCAGCUCCACAGAAUCCGACUCGGAAGUAGAGUCUACCCGAAGAGUGCCGCGAUUCCGAAAAUUCGGAAAAUUCUCCACCCAGCGCAUCGGAAUGCAGGAUGAUGCAGAUGAGGAUGAAGAAUACACACCUUCGUUCCUCCCCUUGUCUCGAGAGAAUGAUCACACUCCGCGAGAUCGACCCGGCGAAGAGCUGAGCGCAACUCUACGCCUGGACGCAGAACGCGCAGCAGCAGCACGGCGACGUAUAGCCGAGCGGGCUGGUCACAGACACCCUGUAGCUACGGAGUCAUCCGCCAGCUCAAUGAGCUCCGGUGCCCCAGCAAGCUUGACUAACAGCGAUAGCCGGCGCCUCGGCCAGCCUGCUACUGCGUUGAGUCCCCAUCGCGCUGGGGAAGCACCUCGCCAAAGCCCUCGCAAGUCGAAUGCGUCUGGACGAGAGGCAAGCGAUGGUACGCCGAGCAUGGGAAGUAGUUUCAGUGACCUGGAUGAUGCUAGCGUUACACAGUCUGCCCUGGAGGAGGCUCUUAUGAGCAAUAUGCAGCAUGGGGGAAUGGCUAGUCGCAUGAGUACGAUUAGCCAGGCUUUGCGUAGUCGUUAUUUGCAGUGA
Penicillium cataractarum is the source of this 1320-nucleotide messenger RNA. RefSeq lists its product as uncharacterized. Gene Ontology annotation, biological process: autophagosome assembly. The transcript has 6 exons. NCBI's taxonomy places the organism in Eukaryota, Fungi, Ascomycota, Eurotiomycetes, Eurotiales, Aspergillaceae. The record is from RefSeq and is a predicted model, not a curated record. Gene Ontology annotation, cellular component: phagophore assembly site. Bases 1 to 1320 code for a protein of 439 amino acids.